AUGCCAGCAAGCUCCCAGAGUUUAAAAGGGCGGAUAUCUCCAAUGCGCUGGCUUCUCCCCAUCAUCGGAUUCGCGUCGCUGUCAGCUGCAAUCCCCAGCCCACAGUACUCUUCGUCCACACACUCGCACGCCAAAAGAUGGGGAGAUCUAGUCCAACGACACUCUUGGCCAGCAGUCCCUAAAGGCUGGAAGUUUCAUUCAGAUGUUCCAGAGGAUUAUAAAAUGACACUGCGUAUCGGCCUGAAGCAGCAUAGAUUUGAUGCGCUAGCAAAUACACUGUUUCAAAUUAGCGAUCCGUCACAUACGAGGUAUGGGGCUCAUCUAUCCAAGUCCCAAGUGGAAUCGCUUGUUGCACCCCACGCGACAUCUGUGUCCAUCAUCGAUGACUGGCUUCGAGGACAUGGGAUCGAUUUGUCUGACAGCAAUUCAGUUUCUCGGUCCAGUGGUGGUGAUUGGAUUACCGUCGAGGUCACCAUGCCACAAGUCGAAGAGAUGUUGAAUGCCAAAUACGGCGUUUAUUCAUACGGACUGGACUCAGACUCGAAGGAUGCGUCAAGUUCGAACAGGGACUACGUGGUCAGGACGCUCGCCUACUCACUGCCACAAGCGGUGCACGACCAUAUCACUGUGAUAUCACCGACUACCUACUUCGGCACAUGGAGGUCCAUGCGAGCUACAUCUUUCGUCGAUACUACCGAAGUUUUGGCAGACGUUGACCAGAACAAGUUGGCAGUCGUUACGCAUGAUGGCGUUGAUAUCCCAGUCGAUUGCAUAACCAACAUGACACCCGACUGUUUGCGCCGACUGUAUAACAUUUGGUACAAGCCACAGGCUACACAUCUCAAUAAGCUGGGGAUCGUGGGCUAUUUAGGCGAAUUCGGGAACAGGGCGGAUCUGCAGAUAUUCUACGAGAGAUAUAUGCCCUCCGCGCUGGGGACGUCCUACAAUACCACUUUGGUUAAUGGGGGUGGCGAUGACCAAUCGAAACCCGGGAGAGAAGCUAAUCUAGAUAUUCAAUACGCCGUCUCCAUCUCGUACCCGACGCCCAACAUUUACUACUCCGUCGGCGGUUCCCCGCCAUUCAUUCCAGAUAGUCGGACGGUGAAGAACACGAACGAACCCUACCUCGAAUGGCUACACUGGAUUUUAGCGUUAAAAGAUGAAGAGAUACCGAAGACGAUCACUACGUCCUAUGGAGACGAUGAGCAAACGGUGCCUUAUGACUACCAGAUCACCGUGUGUAAUCUAUUUGCACAACUCGGCGCUCGAGGUGUCUCCAUCCUGUUCUCUAGCGGCGACGUCGGCGUUGGUGGUGGCGAUUGCAUGACGAAUGAUGGGUCAAAUAAGAAGAGGUUCCAGCCUGGCUUCCCCGGGACGUGUCCGUUCGUGACUACCGUCGGUAGCACGACACAUAUCCCAGAAAGAGUCGUAAACUUCAGUUCCGGAGGAUUCUCAAACACAUUCCCUCGACCUUCCUACCAGGAUGCAGCCGUCUCGACAUACCUUCAGGCUAUUGGCGGCAUGUAUUCUGGAUUGUAUAACGCGUCCGGUAGAGGUGUCCCCGAUAUAGCAGCUCAAGGAACCCGGUUCAAAGUGAUCUUGGGUGGGGAGACAAAGGCGAUUGGCGGAACAAGUGCUAGCACCCCUGUCGUCGCGGCCAUGAUUGCGUUGAUCAAUGACUAUCGACUCGCAAACAAGAAGCCUACCCUGGGUUUCUUGAACCCAAUGCUGUACUCAGAGAAUGUGACGAGAGUUCUUAACGAUGUUACUGAAGGGUCCAAUCCGGGAUGUGGAACGACCGGCUUCCCAGCGAGGGAAGGAUGGGACCCCGCUACGGGACUGGGUACGCCGGAUUUCUUGAGGCUACUUGCCACCCUGGGAUGA
Pleurotus ostreatus (oyster mushroom) is the source of this 1884-nucleotide messenger RNA. RefSeq lists its product as uncharacterized. The transcript has 12 exons. Lineage: Eukaryota; Fungi; Basidiomycota; Agaricomycetes; Agaricales; Pleurotaceae. Gene Ontology annotation, molecular function: tripeptidyl-peptidase activity; serine-type endopeptidase activity. Gene Ontology annotation, biological process: proteolysis. The record is from RefSeq and is a predicted model, not a curated record. The coding region runs from base 1 to 1884 and encodes 627 amino acids.